ACUCACACACCUCCCCCAGCUCACCUCCUCCCCACCCCAGCAUGGCCGCGUCCACCAUGUCCAUCUGCUCCAGCGCCUGCUCCGACUCCUGGCAGGUGGACAACUGCCCAGAGAGCUGCUGUGAGCCCCCCUGCUGCGCCCCCAGCUGCUGCGCCCCGGCCCCCUGCCUGACCCUGCUCUGCACUCCAGUGAGCUGUGUGUCCAGCCCCUGCUGCCAGGUGGCCUGUGAGCCCAGCGCCUGCCAAUCAGGCUGCACCAGCUCCUGCACGCCCUCAUGCUGCCAGCAGUCUAGCUGCCAGCCAACUUGCUGCACCUCCUCCUCCUGCCAGCAGGCCUGCUGUGUGCCUGUCUGCUCCAAGUCCGUCUGCUAUGUGCCUGUGUGCUCUGGGGCUUCCACUUCAUGCUGCCAGCAGUCUAGCUGCCAGCCGGCUUGCUGCACCACCUCCUGCUGCAGACCCUCCUCCUCUGUGUCCCUCCUCUGCAGCCCCGUGUGCAGGUCCACCUGCUACGUGCCCGUCCCCUCCUGCUGUGCCUCUGCCUCCUCCUGCCAGCCCAGCUGCUGCCGCCCAGUGUCCUGCGUGUCCCUCCUCUGCCGCCCCGUGUGCUCCCGCCCCGCCUGCUACAGCCUCUGCUCUGGCCAGAAGUCCAGCUGCUGA
Molecule: messenger RNA, 656 nt
Organism: Nomascus leucogenys (northern white-cheeked gibbon)
Lineage: Eukaryota; Metazoa; Chordata; Mammalia; Primates; Hylobatidae
Source: RefSeq, a predicted model, not a curated record